Molecule: messenger RNA, 2897 nt
Organism: Neopsephotus bourkii (Bourke's parrot)
Lineage: Eukaryota; Metazoa; Chordata; Aves; Psittaciformes; Psittacidae
Product: pecanex-like protein 2
Exons: 13
Coding region: 49-2895 (948 amino acids)
Source: RefSeq, a predicted model, not a curated record
AGGGCGGCUGAGGGGCGGCGGCGGUGGCGGCGGCGGCGGGGAACGGCCAUGGUGUCGCCGGCGGCGCGGCUGGUGGGGCAGGGCGUGUGGGCGGCGCUGACCGGGGGCUGGUACCACGACCCGGAGCAGGGCGCCUUCACCAACAGCUGCCACCUCUAUCUGUGGCUCUUCCUGCUGACGCUGCCCAUGGCCAUGCACCUGGCUUUUCCAGCAAACUCAGUUACGGUGUUUGCAUACUGCAGCUUGGUGACGGUGUUCUUCACAGUGAUAAAGGUGAUCAGUUACCGUCUACACCUGAUGUUUGAUAAAGGUGAAGUAAUUCAACAAAAGCUAUCAAGAAAAGAUGGACGGCAACAUAAAGAUACAGAAAUUCCAAACAGAAACACAGCUCACUCCUCAGAUCAUAGCAAUAACAGCAGGGAUAAUGGUGUCAUCAGUGAGACCAACCAAGAUGACUCUACCCAAACAAUUCAUGAUAGUUCAAGGGUACAGGCUGUGGACUUGGAGAACUCACCUGGAGCAAUGGAGCUGCCAACACGGGAAACUAUUGAAGAUCUCAGAGGUGUUACAGUAUUAGAAGAUCAGGCAGCACAACCAGUUUCAUCUACCUCACCCUGUGUCAAAACAGAUAUAUUACCUGUUUCUACAGCCUCUGCUUCAGGUGCCACCACAUCACCAGUAGCGACAAAACCAGCUGCUAUGAAAAUACUUUCUGGUAAUGGAAUACAUGAAGAAGCAGGAGACGGACAGCAUGGAUCCCAAGAUAUUAUUGUGGACAGGGAGGUAGCUAAAAACUUCUCCAAUAUUUCUUCAUCGCAAGGUGAUAUUUUGAGGACUGGAGUUUCUUCAGAGCCAUGGGACAGUGAAAAUUCAGUUAUUUCAGACCAUUUGAGUAAUCCUAAAAGCUAUAAAAGAGAGAAACUGCCUGAUGUAUCACCACAGUCAGGCUUUACCAGUUACUGCCCACAGUGCAAUGCCAUUGCAACCAAAGAUCUCGAGCACAUGGAAAGUUCUUGGAAUGGCAGUAAUAUCCAUGAGGACCUUGAUUGCUCAGACAAUGAGACUGCUGUCGCAGUUGUGGACAACUCUCUUCCUGGAGACCAGCUGUGUGAGCCCAUUAAAAUUGUCAUCACAAUGAGCACUACACCAAACACCACCCUCAGAGACCUGUCAGGCUGUGUCCACCUAAAGGCUCUGGGAACUGAGAGAACGAGCUUAGCCCCUGAGUCUGGUAUAGUUACGGCAGGUUGGCCAAGUCAGCAAACUAAUGAACAGCUCAGAAUCCCUGUUAUCACUUUUGACCUGUCUGAUGACAGUAAAGGUAAGGCUUUCCCAGAAGUUAGUGAAAGUGAAAGAACUCCACAAGCUUUAAAGGCAGACCUGUUGUCCAACCAAUGCUCUGGCUAUGAAUCGGGUGAUGCAGUAAAGGAACAUAGCAAUCCAGCAAAUAGUCCUUUAGAAACUAACACUUGCUCAGAUCCAAGUCGGGAGAAUGCUUCUGAAAAUGUCCAGACUGUGGAUUUAACUUCUAAGGAAGACCUGCAGAACCUAGACCCGCAGUCCUGUAGAACUGCUCAUGAAAAGAGGCACAUGCGAGUGCUAAGCGUAGACAGCGGAACGGAUGUGCUUUUGAGUAAGAAUUUCAUGGAGGUAUCUGACAAAGAAAAAACCUUACCAACUUCUAAGUCAGAUCUAGAAGCUAAAGAAGGACAAGUGCCUAAUGAGUCUAACUUUCUAGAAUUUGUGUCCCUCCUGGAAUCCAUUAAUACCUCAAAGAUGAAGGCAUCUAAUCAAUCCACUGUUAAAAUGGAGACGACGAAGGAAAAUGGGCUUGUUGGAGAUAGCCAGACAACGGAGAGAAAAGAAGAAGUGGUGGGAACAGAAAAGCACUGUGAGCAACUUCCUAAACAGGAAAGAUCAGAUGUACAAAGCCAAGAUCGUGCUAGUACUAGUCCGGUGCUACCAGAGUCUGCCAAAUUUGCAGCACUUUACCAGGGCAGCAGGCAAAGGCAGAUAAUCUACCGGGUAACUUCUCAGCAAGACAGUUCUGUCUUGCAAGUAAUAAGUGGACCUGAGGCGUCUGUGCAAGAUGAGCUAUCCGUGGAUGCAAUGCACGUGUUCAUAGAUGAAAAUGGGGAAAUUAGAUCCUGUUAUUUAAAGGCUGGCUGUCAGAAGGAAGGAAAUUUUCGACAUCAGCUAUCAAAUUGUGAUUGUAUUUCAAAUGCUCAUGAACUGCAGUUCAGCUCCUCUAGUACUACUACUUCAGAGAGCCAAGAACCGUCUUCCAGGGAUCAAGCAGCGAGUGCGCUUCAGCAGCAGCUCCUGCUGAUGGUGGCACGAAGGACCCUUUCGGAAAGCCCACGGCAACCCAGCCAGGACCCUGAGGAUUCUGCAUGUUCUUCGGCACAACGGAAGCUGAACAGACAGUUUUACAGAUUUAUUAUAUUCCCUGGCAAAUGGAUCAGAGUCUGGUAUGAUCGUCUUGCCUUGCUGGCAUUGUUAGACAGGACUGAAGAUAUAAAGGAGAAUGUAUUUGCUGUAUUUCUAGUAGUUCUCGUUUCACUUCUUGGAUUCCUGACUCUGAAUCAAGGCUUCUGUAAAGACUUCUGGGUUCUGUUGUUCUGUCUGGUGAUGGCCAGCUGCCAGUAUUCUCUCCUAAAGAGCGUUCAGCCUGAUCCUGCUUCACCAAUACAUGGGCACAAUAAAAUCAUAAUCUACAGCAGACCUGUAUAUUUUUGUAUAUUAUGUGGCCUUAUUUUGCUGCUAGAUGCUGGAUCUAAAGACACAAAUCCUCCAGUUUAUACAAUGUAUGGCUUGAAGCUCUUUUCGCCUAGAUCUCUCCAGUCAGCCAGAGACCAUGUAAUAGGUGAGUCAAUAUUUUUCCUAGAACUGUAAAA